Messenger RNA from Microcebus murinus (gray mouse lemur), 2366 nucleotides. NCBI's taxonomy places the organism in Eukaryota, Metazoa, Chordata, Mammalia, Primates, Cheirogaleidae. The record is from RefSeq and is a predicted model, not a curated record.
GUCUCAAAAAAGAAAAAAAAAAUUAAAUUUCAAGUAUGCUCCUUAUUUCAAGAAUUGCAGUUAAACAUGUUUACAUUCACUUUAACUAUGGUUUUAUCCUUGGCUAUGUUUUUUCUAGACCAUAGAGUCAUUUAUAUGCAGGAUUGCAGCUUCACAGAGGGGCGGAGCCCAUGGCUCUGUUGUUUGAAACUGUACCCCCAAUUUCAAGGAAAGGGUGGACCCCCAAUAAAUAUUUGAUUAAUAACUUAAAUUUAGACUAGACUAAUAUGAAUAUUGUCCUUUCAAUUCAGUUGUUUUUGUUGGUUUUUGUUGUCAUUAUACCAGCUGUCUCUUAAGGUUCAAUGAAUGAAACUGCUGAGUUUUAAAGUAAAAGACACCAAGAUUUUUCUUCUUUGUUGGGAGAAUGUUUCAUAAAUUAUGUUGUGCUUUGUAUCCAUGACUCCUGAGAACAUUGCAGUGAGCUUCUAGAAUCUUGUACUCUGUAGGUAUUGAGCUUUCCCAAAUCACAUUAUCACCUACAACUCACCUGAUUGGAACUCGUGUCUGUAAACUAUGGCUGAGUCAUUUCCUCUUUCAGUCUCACCUUUGAAACUUCCUAUUUGUGCUGUCCUUUCAUCAUUCCUGUUCAUCUCUCCUCUGUGCCCAUAGAUUCUCCCAGUUUCUAUCUACUGCUGAUUAUCUUCAAGAAUGUCUGUAAAUGCCAUCAAUUUAGAAUUUUAGGUGGUUUUGCUUUCCUAUUAGCUAAUCUUAGAAACUAUGUGCUUAUUCUAUUUUUGACCAAAGAAGGACUUAUCAUAUUUCAUAUGCAUGUGUUAAUGUCAGCAAAAGUACCUUAAGGAACUCCAGGCUUUUAAGUCAGGAGUAGAUAAAACUCAGAUGCCUUCUUACCACUUAUUCUAAUACCCGAUGUUCAAAGAGGUUUAACCCUGCAUUUGAGAAAUAUAUAGCUCUCCAUAAUUACUCACCCGAACAUACAAUUUUCUAUCUUGCUAACUAUGUACCUGGUAUCCUUCUACCAAAGAGCUCAAACCGGUUCACAAAUGCUAAUCUAAUCACCUUUUAUAUCAUUUGCAAAAGCUGUGACAAGUAUUUUUACCUCCAUAGUGAAGAGAGAAAACUGAUAGAGUUCUUGGUCACUUUAGCAAGUCCUUAAUAGAAUAGGAAGUAGUUCUCACUCUUACAUCAGUGAAUGUACCAGUAUAUAUGUAUUUGGAAAUAAAGUCUUCCUUCACUAUUCUGCCUCCUACUGUCCUAUGAUGAAUGGGUUCAAUAUUACUGCCUCUGGUUUCCAAAUCAUUUACAUGUUUGAAAUUAUUUUUAGAUAGUUUCAGGGUAAUUCAGUCACUUAGGGAAAUGACAUAGUGUUUACAUUUGUAAACAGAGACAGCAGAGAAAUAUUAGAACCCAGAGAAAGAGCUGACAUGUGUUCAAAAACCAAAGGAGGAGGCAUCUUUGACCUGCACCACGUUUUAACCUACCAACUAAGAUGAGUUUCCGGUUACAGCUGUCCCUUGCCAUAACUUUUGAACAAUAUUUGGAAAAAUACUGGCCAAGAGAAAAAAUGAUAAAAUUUUUCCUCAUGGUGAAUAAACAAGGGCAGACCCGACUCUCUAAGUACUAUGAACAUGUGGAUAUUAAUAAGCGUACACUCCUGGAAACAGAAGUCAUAAAGAGCUGUCUCUCUCGAUCCAAUGAGCAAUGCUCUUUCAUUGAGUAUAAGGAUUUUAAGCUGAUAUAUCGGCAGUAUGCAGCUCUCUUCAUUGUGGUUGGAGUGAACGACACUGAGAAUGAGAUGGCUAUUUAUGAAUUCAUCCAUAACUUCGUGGAAGUUUUAGAUGAGUACUUCAGCCGAGUGAGUGAAUUGGAUAUAAUGUUUAACUUAGAUAAAGUACACAUCAUUUUGGAUGAGAUGGUGUUAAAUGGCUGCAUUGUGGAAACUAACCGGGCAAGAAUUCUUGCCCCUCUACUAAUUCUUGAUAAGAUGUCAGAAAGCUGAAAAGAAGGCUCUACCAGACAUCGAUUUCAAACACCAUGGAAUACAUCUCAACAUCUGUAGCCCAGAAGAAUCUGGAAGACCACAAUUGCAGAAUGGGGUAUCCUUCCAAAGACAUUAUAAAUAUGUGUUUUCCAUGUUCCUAAAUGGAAAACAAAACUGUAUUUAAAAAUAUGUACAAAGAAAAUUUUUCUCUAAACUGAGAAACAAGUUGUAUUUUCCAACUGUAAGUAUAUUUUUCCCAUUUUAAAUUUUGAAUACCUAAGGAACUCUUUUUGGUCUCUGCUUCCAAAUUAAAUCCAAGAAUAGCAGGAUGGUGGUAGGAAGCAAGUUUUCUGUCAGCCAAUAAAAUUUCAAAAUUGACUUAAACACA